Messenger RNA from Spathaspora passalidarum NRRL Y-27907, 693 nucleotides. Its product is annotated as putative acireductone synthase. The record is from RefSeq and is a predicted model, not a curated record. NCBI's taxonomy places the organism in Eukaryota, Fungi, Ascomycota, Pichiomycetes, Serinales, Debaryomycetaceae. The transcript has a single exon. Gene Ontology annotation, molecular function: acireductone synthase activity; magnesium ion binding. The coding region runs from base 1 to 693 and encodes 230 amino acids.
AUGACAAUUACAACGGUAAUCCUCGACAUCGAAGGUACUGUCUGCCCAAUAACAUUUGUUAAGACGACAUUGUUUCCUUACUUUCUUGACAAACUUCCGGAAACCCUUUCUCAAGUCACAUUUCCUAUUACGUCACCAACAACCAGCAUCGAAAAGAUCCUUGCCUCCCUGUCCUUCACCUCGAGUCAAUCAGCAUUCGCACACUUCAAACAGCUCGUAGAUAAUGAUGUCAAAGAUCCUGUUUUGAAGUCACUCCAGGGAGAAGUUUGGCAAUUGGGAUAUUCCAGUGGGGAAAUUAAAGCUCCUGUGUAUCGCGACUCAAUCGAGUUUAUACGAAGAUUUCCAAGUUUGUUUAUUUACUCUUCUGGUAGUAUUGGUGCCCAGAAAUUGUUGUUUGGUCACGUAUUGGACGAGGAUAAAAGUGUUGACUUGAACGGUUUCAUUAAUGGAUAUUUUGAUAUUCCUGCUGUCGGAUACAAAUUCGAACUGAGUUCAUACACCAAGAUUUUAAACGAGAUCGGCAAGGCUGGCGAAGAAGUAUUGUUCCUCAGCGAUAAUAUUGCAGAAGUUGAUGCUGCAAUUAAAGCAGGCAUGAAUAGUUAUGUUGUUGUACGUGAAGGCAACGCACCACUAUCCGAGUCAGACAUUGCUUCCCAUACUAUAAUCCAUUCACUUGAUGAACUCAAAAUAUAG